Schistocerca cancellata (South American locust) is the source of this 804-nucleotide messenger RNA. RefSeq names its product speckle-type POZ protein-like. Gene Ontology annotation, cellular component: nucleus; cytoplasm. Gene Ontology annotation, molecular function: ubiquitin protein ligase binding. The coding region runs from base 1 to 804 and encodes 267 amino acids. The transcript is spliced from 3 exons. NCBI's taxonomy places the organism in Eukaryota, Metazoa, Arthropoda, Insecta, Orthoptera, Acrididae. Gene Ontology annotation, biological process: proteasome-mediated ubiquitin-dependent protein catabolic process; regulation of proteolysis. The record is from RefSeq and is a predicted model, not a curated record.
AUGGAAGCAGUUAAGGACAUCACGGAGACGGCGGCCGUGGACCUGGGGGACCUGCUGGACGCCGGGGACGACGCCGUGGUGAUACUCGAGGCGGGCGACACUCGGCUGGUGGCGCACAGGGCCGUCCUGGCGGACAGGAGCCCUGUGUUCGCCGCCAUGUUCGCCCACGACACCCUCGAGGCCAGCAGCGGCGCGGUGAGGAUUGCCGACGUGGGGGGCCCGGUGCUCAGGCAGCUCGUCUCCUACCUGUACACCCUGCGGGCCCCCCAGCGGCCCGGCGCGGCCCCCCAGCUGCUGGCCGCAGCGGAUAAAUACGGGGUGUCGCGGCUGAAGGCGGAGUGCGAGCGGCAGGUGGCCGCUCAGCUGACCGUCGAGACCGCGGCAGCCGCAGCCGUCCUCGCAGUCCGCCACUCCUGCAGUGACCUCAGGCGAGCCGCCAUCGAAUUUAUUAAGGCACGCACCCACGAGGUGAUGGCCACUCAGGGGUGGGCAGAUGCGAUGCUUCAUCAACCAAAAGACUUGAUCGAAGUGAGCCGGUUGCUGUACGAUCCACCACCACAAAGCAGGAGCCUCUCUGCAGAGGAGAGGGCCAGGAGGCUGGUCCAGGCGGCUGAGGAGCGGGCAGUGGGGGAGCUGAGGGCGCUGAUCGCCGCAGGGGCCGACGUGGGGGCGAGGGGCGGGCAAGUGGCGGCUGCGCUGCUCGUCGCGGGUGCCGACAGGGGGGCCACAACUGGUCGUGGGGAGACACCGCUGGACCUCGCCAGGCUGCGCAACCAGAGGCGGCUGGUGGAGAUGCUGUCAUGA